Messenger RNA from Spirodela intermedia, 1265 nucleotides. The record is from the annotation of a GenBank genome assembly. NCBI's taxonomy places the organism in Eukaryota, Viridiplantae, Streptophyta, Magnoliopsida, Alismatales, Araceae.
AUGAAGAGACCAAGCGAUAGAAGCUCCCACUCUCUAGUUGGAGCAACUGGCGGUGAAGAGUUGGUCUCCAUCUGCCGUCCUGAUCCUGGUAAACAGGCUUCCCCCUUCCCCCAGCGUAAUUCUUGUUGUUUCUUUUGUCCUUUUGCUUUCACCGGCUUAUUUUUUGAGCACCGCAAUGGUUUCCUCCAUCUCGUUGUGAUCAGAGGACGAGAGGGGACAGCUGAUCGGAGCCGGAGAUGGCGAAGACUGCGGAGAGAAGGACCUCUCCCGCGGGGGGGUAGCCGGCAGCGGCGCUGGAGAUGGGGACUCUUCCCCCAGCGCAACGGGGGAGAAGAAGCGUCGACUGAGCGUUCAACAGGUGAAGGCACUGGAGCGGAACUUCGAGGUAGAGAACAAACUGGAGCCUGAGAAGAAGGUUCAGCUAGCAAAGGAGCUGGGCCUACAGCCCCGGCAGGUGGCCGUUUGGUUCCAGAACCGCCGAGCAAGAUGGAAGACGAAGCAGCUGGAGCGCGACUACGCCCUCCUCAAGUCCGACUACGACUCUCUCCAGCUCUCUCUCGAGGCCCUCCGCGUGGACAACCGGGCUCUCCUUGCCGAGGCAAGGACCUGAUCAUUCACCCUUCAUCCCUGGAAUAGUUCCUCCUCCUUUGUUGACGAUCGGAACGGCUAAUGAUCGAUCUGUACAGAUCAAGCAGCUCCGCGCAAAGCUGACAGAAGAAGAGGCUCCCCGCCCCAACGCAGCCUUAGCUGUGAAGGAGGAGCCGGCGGCGUCCGCGUCCGACAACAAAGUCGUCUCUUCGGAGGCAGAAGAAGAGAUCAUCGAGGCGGAGUUAGAGGUGGACGAAGUGGCGCCUCUCCCGAAUUUCAUCAACAAGGACGGCUCCUCGACGGACAGCAGCGACUCCAGCGACAUCGUUAAUGCCAACGGCGAAGACAAUCACACCACCACCGCUAGUCAUCCCCACCACCGCGACAUGGAUGACCAGUUCCCCUCGUCAGACCAACAUCAACUUCUGGGAUCUCCUCCCUCACCCAUGGGGCCCUUCGAUGGUGGCGGCACCAGGUGCUACCCCAACAUCCUCCCGUUCUACCAGCACAGUCACUUCCAGCUGCUUUCCUCCUCCACUCCACCUCCACUACCGCCAUUGUUGAGGAUGGCGGAUGACCAUAACUUCGUCGUCGUCCACGAGCCUAGCAGCGGAAACCUCUUCUCGGACGACCAGCUUCCCGCCCUUCACUGGUGCUGCCCCGACAACUGGAGCUGA